ACUCAACGUACGGUUUGACGUCUCUCGUCUUUGGGCGAGCAGCACGCUCCAGUUGCACGCCUUAGUGCUGCUCUCAUGCAACGGCCGCUGCCAUCUGGGUACAACAUCAGAAGGAUGUACUACGGAAAGCGAAUAGCCUCACCGUACUAAUCUUCUACUCGAGCCACCGGUCUUCCGUAGGGACUCAACGGGGGCGUUCGAAAGGCAAGCUGGCGACUUAAGACCACUUUGUAUCUCGGACAAGUCGCUCCGAAGGCGUCAUGUCGCUCAUUGCCGACCCAGACUACAUGCUUUAUUCGCUGCGGCUGGCAUAUCUACGGCGGGUCGAUGAUGCUUGCGGCCCUCGCAUUAUUUCCUUCCCUGAUCUUGCACGCAAAGAGAAAGCCGUAGGUGGCUUCCAAGAUUCCACAGUCACAGGAGAAUACGGAGCCGCACAUGGUGACGAUCGCUCCGGGCCUGCGCGGGAGGGCAGGUCGCCAGCACUGUCCACGGGCCAAGUCCUACUAGCGCCAGACUCUCACGUCGUUAUCGGGGAGUUAAAUGAUCCAGAGGCUUGGCCCGAGAUUGAUGCGACGCACUCGCCUCUGAUUUCAACACCGUUGGCGGAUUUUGCAUCGCGGCAUGGGGAACACAACAGAGGAGCAUCUGGGUCCGGCGUCCUUUCCAAGCAUAAGCCAGGAAGCCUUGGCUAUACACAGACCAUCUAUGGCCCAGGAAGAAGUGGGGCCCUCGGCAUGCGGGUCAGUGGAAAAAGAGCGAGCAUGAAGAUCACCAAUUUGAUCAGGAGCAAGUACGGUGGUCGCGGUUCCAUUGAGGUGAUUGCCGAGGAUUCAAGCUUUCAGGAGAGGAGCGAGAGCAAGGAUGCCCUUUCACCUCGAGAAGCCACACCAUUAGCCUCGGGCCUGAAUCAAGACGAACAUCCUGCAGCUGCUGCACCAGAGCAAACAGGAUGGAGAGGUGCGCUGCAAGAAAGGCUGCGGAAGCUUGCUACGGCUGCCACUGCUGAGCACCCUCCAUCAUCUGACGAGACCGCCCGAUCGCUCGAAAGAGAAAAGCCGACGCCGCUCGCGGGCGCCACAGCGCCAUCAGCGCAGACCCUAAUGGCUCCUGCUCAUAAUGCGCAAAACUCUCCCUCACGGUCAGGCUCGAGCUCGGGCUCAGGCUCGUCCGGCCCAGUCGGGCCACCGCCCGCUCGCCCUGCCCGUAGAGUCUAUGAGCCAUCAGGACAACUGCGGCAGGUGCCGUCGUCCGAAGCUGGCCAGUUCGGACUGUCUAGUACCACAAGAGAUACCGGUCGUCCGCGUAGCAGCAGUAGUAGUAGCAAUGUCUCGGUGAGCAGCAGUGGCGCUGGCAGCAUCCUCGUUCCUCUCGGGUCAGCCUCGUCGGAUUUCGCGCCGAUAACGAGCAGCAGCGACGGUUUCUCGGGGAUCCCAAACAUGCCCCCUAGUGAACAGAACAGCAAAGAUCUGGCGGCAGAUAGUGCAAUGCGUACGCGUAGCUCCAGCGAAGGGGCAACCAUGAUGCCUCCAAUCGUGGCAUUCAAUAAUCUGGGCUUUAGCUCUCUUGAAGCAGUCGACCGUGGUGCCAAAAGCCGGGGCAAUGAUGAGCCUCAGGGGUUCAUUGAAGAAGAAGGUUCCGUCCUAAACGCUACAGAAAUGAAGUGGCAGAUGGGCGCUCACAGCGGCGCAAAAGACUCAAACGUGCUGGCACCAAAUCGAUCACUGGAAACGAAGAUCGAAAGAAGCCUUCUUACUCCGCCACAAGACUUCGGCUCGGAAAAGACGCCGAUUACUGAGAAGCGCUUUUUCACGCCGAUCACAGAAAUGGACAAGCCAUAUUUCCCCUCGCCUCUGCAUUCACACGAAGGCCACGCUGAUAUCAGCGAGUCCCCUGCGCUGCACCCGGUUGACUUGUCAGCUUUCACAGGGGACCCAUCGGAAGACAAGAUGCCUACAGCGAUGCCGUCUCCGCGUAUCCAAGUCUCGGAGAUCGAUCCAAGGGGCGAUGGCGUACUUUCUUCCGAGCGUGUAUCGGAUCUGGGCUCUCCAGCUUCCUUGGGGGAAGACGCGUCGCUUCCGGAUGUCGGCCAGGGAGAGUUACUGCCAGCCUCGCAGGCCUCAUCUGGUAACAUCUGUCCGUUCAGGCAACGCUUCGAAGGGGAUAGUGAAGUGACAGCUUCAGAUUCAGCGCUAGGGUUGGUCUUGCCACCCAAAUUUGAUACACAUGCCGUCAGAAAGAAUCGACUUGGUGCCCUGAAUACGCUCUCACCUUCUCCGGCGCCUGCACCAAAAGAUGCUGCAGGUAGCGAGGCCAAUGUGAAAGGACAAGAUACAGUACCAACGGGUGUGGCGCCGACGAUUCCUGGGAGGAUGCCAAAGAAAGUGGUCGAUAAUGACUGGUUCAUGUCUCUCAGACGCGAUCCUACAAAGGCGGCUUUCCCGCAUACCCAAGUGAAGGUUGUCUCAGCGCUCACUGCAAAGCUGAAGAAACAGGACGCCGCUCCGGAAAAUCCAUUCGCGCCGUUCUAUGCGGGCGUCGCUGCACGAUCAGGUGGUGAACCCAGCAUUGCGGUCGAUGUGUAUCUCCCCUUUGCUUCCACUGGUACCACGACUGCGUUGAGCAAACCUGCUACAAGCUCAGUUGAGGCUAUCGAUGUCAAGGCAAAGCGCAUGAGAAUGAAUGUGCGCAAGGAUGCGACGAUGGAGGAGCUCAUCGGGUUUGGCCUGUUUUGCCUUGUUGAACAAGGCUGGGGCCCAAGCUUGCACGAGGAGAGCGUGCCGGAAACGCAAAAGGGGUUUAAGCUGACGACAGUCGGCUGGGUCCUUCGUGUGGUAGAGGACGGAGAGGUGGACGAUGAUUACCCUGCCAUCGAUCGCACUCUAACGGUCGGUCGAUUUGGAAACGAUGAGUUUGCAAUUGUGGAGGCCAACGAAACACAGAUCAAACACAAUCAGGCCGCAUAUAACAACAUCAAGCGCCGUAUCUCUCGGACCACCGGCACCAGCAAAAUGGCAAUGUCAGGUCUGGCGCCACUGAAUGCUGACAGCCUUAAUGCUUUGACGCCUCACUCUGUUCCAGUCAAUGAAGACACUUCGGUCCUUGCAUCAUCAGCACAGGGAAGGAGCCUCAAUGCUCCUAUGAGCACGGGCGUCUUCUUGCGUGUGCUCGUCACACCAAAUUCAGAGGUCCGCUACAAGACGACUCUGCAAGUGCCAUCGGAGAUGUACCUUGCGGAUGUCCUCGAGAUGAUAUGUCGCAAGCGACACCUGUCUUCCCCGGACGAGUGGGCGCUCAUUGUACCGGACAAGGAUAUCAUUGUCCCGCUUGACCGUACGGUAGAGAGCCUGCAAGGCACCCACGACCUCGCGCUCGUUCGUCGGUCCACGCUUGGCAUGAAAGGAGUAGCGGGUGCACUGACCGGGCGAAGCACCAAUCCGAACGCGUCCAUCUUCAACAAGCGGCACUCGGAGCCUGCGCAACCGCGUUACAAAACCAUGCAGGACAUUGCCUCCGUAUACAAGUCCUGGACUGUCACACGAAAAACGCCGAUAUUCGUCAGCAGGCACGAGCAGCGCAGCCUGACGCUGGACGGCGACUGGAUCCAUAUCAUGCCGCUGGACGUGCGCGCGUUCCAGACGCGCGCAGCCUCGUUCCACGUCGGCUCGGUCACUGUGUGUGAUAUCUCAACGAAAGGUCCGCACAUUUUCAAGCUGAUCGUCCGGCGCGAGGUGCCAAGGGAGACGAAGCGGUACGACUUUGAGGCGGACAGCCCCAAACAGGCGGGCGAGAUCGUUGGCGAGAUCAAGGCACUCAUGCGUCAGCAUUCUGAAGAGCUCAAGCAGAGAGGAUGAGCUAUACAGCUCCCGGCUUGCGCCACUUGUGUAUUUUUACAUUCAUACCCUUGCGCAUUUGAAUUGCUG
Molecule: messenger RNA, 3920 nt
Organism: Tilletiaria anomala UBC 951
Lineage: Eukaryota; Fungi; Basidiomycota; Exobasidiomycetes; Georgefischeriales; Tilletiariaceae
Exons: 4
Coding region: 261-3851 (1196 amino acids)
Biological process (GO): TORC2 signaling
Cellular component (GO): TORC2 complex; plasma membrane; cytoplasm
Molecular function (GO): phosphatidylinositol-4,5-bisphosphate binding
Source: RefSeq, a predicted model, not a curated record